AUGGAAAAUAAAUUUUUAUCUGGAUCAUCCGAAUUAUUUUCAUCAUUAUAUAAUAAUACUAAUACUAAUAGUAAUAAUAAUAAUAAUAAUAAUAAUAAUAAUAAUAAUAAUAAUAACAUUAACAAUACUACUACUACUACCACUACUACCACCAGUAAUAAUAAUUUAAAAAAUAAUUUUUCAAAUAAAAAUAAUUUUUCAUUUAAUAAUUCAAGCAAUUCAUUAAGUAGUAGUUUUGGGGUUCCAUCUUCACCCCCACCACAAAAAUUAAAUAAUAGUGGAUAUAAUUUUAAUUCAUCUUCAUAUUCAUCAUUGGUACCAAAUAUUAAAAAAAGAUCAAAUUCAUUAGAUGAUAAUAUGUCUGUUCCAACUUUACAAAAUUUUACAAAUAAUAAUAAUAAUAAUAAUAAUAAUAAUAAUAAUAAUAAUAAUAACAAUUCCAAUAAUAAUAGUUCUAAUAAUAAUAAUAAUAAUAAUAAUAAUAAUAAUUUUAAUAAUUCACCAACAAGUUCACCAACACCAUAUGUACCAACGACACCAUUAAUAAAUUCAUAUCCAUCAUCACCAUUUUUAAUAAAUCAACAACCAUUAUCAUCGAGUACACCAUUUCCAUUUAAUCAUCAACCAUAUCAUAUUCAUCCAUUUACAACACUUUCAUUAAAUAAUAGUAAUGGAAUUAAUAAUAAUAAUCAUAAUAAUAAUCAUAAUAAUUCAAAUAAUAACAAUAAUAAUAAUUCAAAUUCAAACUCAAAUAACCAUAAUAACCAUAAUAAUAAUAAUCAAUCAAUUGUCCCACAAUCAAUACAUUUACAAUCAACAACACCUCAAAUUCAACCAUUAUCACUUCAACCACCACAACAAUUACCAACAAUAAAUGGACCAACCUCAACUCCACCAUCUUCUUCAAAUUCUACAACAACAACAACCACUACUACAACAACACCAUCUACAAAUGAAAACUCAAAUAAUAAUAAUAAUAGUUAUAAUACUAAUAAUAAUAAUAAACCAGAAAUUCAAUUAAUUGAUUCUGGUGCAAUUUUAGAAUGUUUUAUUGAAUUGAGAGAUUUAGGAUCAUCAAUUUCAAAACAAUCUAAAGAGUCAAUGGUAAGUGGUGAUUUUGCAAAUGGAUUAGAAAGGAUAAAGGUUACUUUAUCAACAUUAACAAAUAAAAUUGAAACAUUGGAUCUUUCAAUUCAAAAUAUCAUUCAAAAUGAACCAAGAUCAAGAAUUUUUGGAAAUUCUUCUGAUGAAAGUAGAGUUCCAGUUUUAACUCGUCCAAGAAGAUUUAGAAAAUCAAAAGUUAAAAGUAAAGAAAAUAAUCAUCAUAAUAAUAAUAACAAUAAUAUUAAUAAUAUUAAUAUUAAUAAUAAUAAUUGUUCAACACCAUUAUUACAAUCACCACAAUUAUCAUCUUCAUCACCAUCAUUAAACUCAUCACAUGAUGGUGAUCAACAUUUAAGUUCACCUCAAUUAUCAUCUUCAACACCUCAACAUAAAUCUAAUGGUAAUGGUAAUACUAAUAGUACUAAUAAUAAUAAAAGAAAAAUUGGUGAAUUGAAACAAUGUACUUCUUGUGGUACAACUUCCUCACCAGAGUGGAGAAAAGGUCCAGCUGGAAAUCAAAGUUUAUGUAAUGCCUGUGGUCUAUAUUUUGCAAAAUUGGUAAGAAGAGAAGCAUCCUUAACUUGGAAACCACAAAGUGUAGUCUCUGUUAAUGAUCUAUUAUGUGCUGGAAAAGAUCAAAAACAAUCAAAUACAACAAGUCAAUUAACAACCUUUAUAAAUUCUGUUGAACAUAACCAGCAAAUUUUCCAACAACAACAACAACAACAACAACAACAACAACAACAACAACAACAACAACAACAACAACAACAACAACAACAAAAUCAUCAUCAUCAACAAUUGCAACAACAACAACAACAACAACAACAACAACAAUUGCACCAUUAA
Molecule: messenger RNA, 1953 nt
Organism: Dictyostelium discoideum AX4
Lineage: Eukaryota; Evosea; Eumycetozoa; Dictyosteliales; Dictyosteliaceae
Gene: gtaK
Exons: 1
Coding region: 1-1953 (650 amino acids)
Biological process (GO): regulation of DNA-templated transcription
Molecular function (GO): zinc ion binding; sequence-specific DNA binding
Source: RefSeq, a predicted model, not a curated record